This is a messenger RNA of Diuraphis noxia (Russian wheat aphid), 537 nucleotides long. RefSeq lists its product as uncharacterized. The record is from RefSeq and is a predicted model, not a curated record. Lineage: Eukaryota; Metazoa; Arthropoda; Insecta; Hemiptera; Aphididae.
AUGGACCAGUCGAUGUUGUCUUUCGUCUUAAAACAUUUGCCAGACUACUGGGACACCAAUGUCUCUUAUACCGUUGGUUAUGUCCUUCGUAUCUUGUCCAAAUUGAAUAACCCUGAUGAAUACCAGUAUGUGGAAGCUAUGUUUUACGGAGCAAACAUAAGUCAAAUCAUAAGGGUGCAGAACCCGUACCAAUAUGGCAGAUUUAUGUUAAGGCGUGAAAUGGUCAAUUCCGCUUAUGAAGAUACUGUUUUUCAUGGAGUACAUAAAGAUGAUUUGAACAUAGCAUUGAACUUUAACUGUGACUAUAGGCGUUACAUAAGGAAACGAGAAGGAGUGUAUGAAAACUCUCAACACCCAAUGUUUUAUAAUUCGUUCUCGGAUUUGUUAAACAAAAUUAUUCAUCCUAUUUCAGACAUUCAUGUUUUAGUUUUAAAAAUUAUGACUAAAGCACCAAAGACACAAUGUGACUAUUAUAUUCAGUAUGUUGUUAAGUUUUGAUUUAUUUUCAAAUUAAAAACUAAGAUUUUAAUUGAUUAA